AUUUGAGACUCUAACGUCAGUCUUUGGAAAAGCUCUGGUGCUGCUGCUCAAUGUGCAGCUCGGGUCCUCUCACAUUUUAUCAUGCUACUUCACCAACUGGGCACAGUACAGGCCCCCCCCCACCAUCUACAUGCCCCAUGACAUCGACCCCUGCUUGUGUACCCAUCUGCUCUAUGCGUUUGCCACCAUGAAGAACAACAAGCUUGCGACAUAUGAGUGGAAUGAUGUGUAUCUCUACAGCGAGUUCAGCAAACUUAAGAACCAAAAUGGAAAUCUGAAGACCCUGCUGUCUGUUGGAGGAUGGAACUUUGGCUCUGCAGGAUUCUCUGCCAUGGUGGCUAGUCCUACCAACCGUCAGACAUUCAUCAGCUCAGUUGUUGUGUUCUUGAGGAAGUAUGAGUUUGAUGGUCUGGACAUUGACUGGGAGUAUCCCGCCAACAGAGGGAGCCCUCCUCAGGACCAACAGCUCUACUCUGUUCUUGUGCAGGAAAUGAGGGCUGCCUUUGAGAAAGAGGCCAAGGAGAGUAACAGAGCUCGUCUCCUGUUGUCUGCUGCCCUUUCUGCUGGACGUGACACCAUUGAGUCAGCCUAUCAGAUUCCUCAGGUUGGCGAAGCCCUGGAUAUGCUCAACAUCAUGACCUAUGACUUCCAUGGCUCUUGGGACCCAAUGACCGGAGAGUGCAGCCCACUGUACAAGAGCCCUGAGGACCAGGGUGGUUUUGUGGACUUCAAUGUGGCAAAUGCCAUGAACUACUGGAAAACCAAUGGCGCUCCUGCUGAGAAACUGCUGGUUGGAUUCCCCACCUACGGAAACACUUUCACCCUCAAAGAUCCCUCCAAUCACGGCAUUGGAGCUCCAAUCGCUGGAGCUGGAACUCCUGGGAAGUACACUCAAGAAGCUGGAGAGCUGGCUUACUUUGAGAUUUGUGGCUUCUUGGAAGGAGCAACUCAGGUUUGGAAUACAGCACAGGAUGUGCCUUAUGCCUACAAAGGAAACCAAUGGGUUGGCUAUGACAAUAUCAAGAGUUUUGGAAUCAAGGUCGACUGGUUGAAGAAGAUGAACUAUGGAGGAGCCAUGGUCUGGACCAUUGACAUGGAUGACUACAUGGGCACUUUCUGUAACCAGGGCAAAUACCCUCUGAUCAAUGUUCUGCACAAAGCCUUCGGUCUUGAUAAACAAGCUUGCACCCCUUCUGCCACUGUUGAGCCACCCAUCCCUGGAGUAACUGCAGCUGGUGGAGGUGGAGGUGGUGGCAGUUCAAGCAGUGGAGGCUCUAGCAGUGGAGGCUCUAGCAGUGGCGGUUCUAGCAGUGGAGGCUCUAGCAGUGGCGGUUCAAGCAGUGGAGGCUCCAGCCACAGCCCUUCAGGCGGCGGUGGCUCCUCCAGCGGUGGCAGUUCCAGUGGCAACAGUGGCAUGAAUAGUGGGUUCUGUGCAGGCAAAACCAAUGGGUUCUAUCCCAAUCCCAAGAACAGGAGCCAGUUUUACCAGUGUACUGCAGGCAGAACCUACUUCCAGCACUGUACUUCUGGCCUGGUGUUUGACACCAGCUGCUCUUGCUGCAACUGGGCUUAACUCUAAAACAGAUCUACAAUAUUACACUAGAUUAGACUAGACAAAAUUAUUGGGAUUAUUAAUUUCUGAUCAUUUGGAAAGAUGCUGAGUUGUAGUAAUAAAAGACCAUUUAUGUAUUUCAGCCCAUAUCUACACGUGGAUAAACCUAAUUACCGUGUAAUAUGACAUACACCUCAACAAUUGGCCUACAUUUCUCCUUGAAAUGCAGUCUAUGAAAUGGCAGACCACUCUAUCCAUUUGAAAAUAAAAGCAAAAUAAACUCA
This is a messenger RNA of Clupea harengus (Atlantic herring), 1836 nucleotides long. Its product is annotated as acidic mammalian chitinase-like. Gene Ontology annotation, molecular function: chitin binding; hydrolase activity, hydrolyzing O-glycosyl compounds. The transcript has 11 exons. Gene Ontology annotation, cellular component: extracellular region. Gene Ontology annotation, biological process: carbohydrate metabolic process. NCBI's taxonomy places the organism in Eukaryota, Metazoa, Chordata, Actinopteri, Clupeiformes, Clupeidae. The coding region runs from base 131 to 1573 and encodes 480 amino acids. The record is from RefSeq and is a predicted model, not a curated record.